AUGGGCAGUGAUUCACAGCGAUCCCAGACCAACCUCCUGGACUCCUUACAGAACCUAGAAGCAUCAUACAAUAGGGCCAAGGUAGGCUUGCUGCCUGUUUUCGAGUACGCAAGUUCUUUCGUCGACAGCCAUGGACAUGAAAGCGCUAGCUUUUCAGCUCUACCCCUCCCAUCACCCUUGUCAGAUGACUACUGGUGCAUCGAUCCGCGAGGAACCCUGACCCUUCAGGUCGCUAAAGACACGUACGAGACAUUAGGGCUCGUCGGCUCCAAGCUCCCUUUCAAAUUCAGAGAGGCACCUGAGCAGUACAUCAUUCGAAUACCGUUACGGAAGCAGCUUGAAACACCCAAAAAUUGGGAGAGGUACAAGGGUGCACUUAAAGCUUGGGAUCAGAGGAGAGAAGAAAACGCUGGAGGGUGGGAUAUCUUGUUCAGCUGCUCCGUAGGAGGUUUUCAGCCCCCUUUCCCUCACAGCACCCCCAAUGCGAAGCCUCAAGUAACCAGACGGACGCAGGUGCAUAUUCCGAGGCCUUCGAUAACGCCGUGUCCUUUGAAAGGCGAGGAUGCCAAGGACGACUGGGAGGAGGGCAUGUCCGAAAUAUUUGAAUGGGUCGGUCUGGUGUCCCUUGCAAAUGGCGGGUCCAGGCUGGCAGCAAACGACAGGGUUGACCCCUUUGUCGCGAUAUAUAGCCCCCCGGACCCGUCAUACGUCGGGAACGUCGUCCACCUGCAAUGGACGGGAUUCCUUUCUCCGGAAUUUAUUCAAUCGGUGAUAAACUUCUUGGUUGAGCACCGUCCCCCCUUAUCUUCCGUAACAUCACACUGUCCAUAUAAUUCGCCGGUCUGUUACCUGCCGGCCCCUCCCAAGGCACCGCCGAUACGGGUGGUCACAGAAGACGCGGAAUGCACAUGGUCCCUAAUUCUCGAGAACGCCGAAGGCAGAGAAAGCCGGGGCGUUCCAGAGGACCCGGAGACGGGCGUUAGAGAGGCAACGUGGGCGAUGGCGGAGACGGCCAGCAAGUGGGAUAUGCGCUGGGGCUAG
This is a messenger RNA of Gloeophyllum trabeum ATCC 11539, 1041 nucleotides long. RefSeq lists its product as uncharacterized. The transcript is spliced from 6 exons. Gene Ontology annotation, molecular function: ribonuclease MRP activity; ribonuclease P activity. The record is from RefSeq and is a predicted model, not a curated record. Lineage: Eukaryota; Fungi; Basidiomycota; Agaricomycetes; Gloeophyllales; Gloeophyllaceae. Bases 1 to 1041 code for a protein of 346 amino acids. Gene Ontology annotation, biological process: tRNA 5'-leader removal; endonucleolytic cleavage in ITS1 to separate SSU-rRNA from 5.8S rRNA and LSU-rRNA from tricistronic rRNA transcript (SSU-rRNA, 5.8S rRNA, LSU-rRNA); tRNA 3'-end processing. Gene Ontology annotation, cellular component: multimeric ribonuclease P complex; ribonuclease MRP complex.